Leguminivora glycinivorella is the source of this 2371-nucleotide messenger RNA. RefSeq lists its product as uncharacterized. Lineage: Eukaryota; Metazoa; Arthropoda; Insecta; Lepidoptera; Tortricidae. Bases 67 to 2229 code for a protein of 720 amino acids. Gene Ontology annotation, biological process: DNA alkylation repair; regulation of DNA-templated transcription. The transcript has 14 exons. Gene Ontology annotation, molecular function: RNA binding. Gene Ontology annotation, cellular component: nucleus. The record is from RefSeq and is a predicted model, not a curated record.
GCCAGUUUUGUCCACUAUUGUAAAGUUGUAAAUACACUCUAUUUAAUAAAUAUAAUAAAGAAUUUUAUGCUUUACGAAUUUAUAAAAACAGACUCGUUGGUAGCCAAAAUAAAUACAGUCAAAGAGAUAAAUAAAAUGUCAUAUAAUGUGUUAAAACCCGAACUAGUGUGGAUUGACGGGAGGUGCUACAGAAACACUGAUACAUUUGUCGAUAUAAAUACCUUCCAGGAACACGAUUUAUAUGAAAACGAUACUGUUUACAAAGACAGUGAUGAGAAUGAUGAAAAUGACAAUAUCGAAGUAGUGGAGCUUGAUGAUUCUAGAUAUAGUACAAGUUUUCAUGUUUCCAAACAUUACCUUGGUUCAAUUAUUGGGAGGAAAGGGUAUACAAAAAGCAGAAUUGAACAUGAAACUAAGACAGAAAUCAGAAUACCAAGGCAAGGAAAAGAAGGAGAUAUUACUAUUCUGGGACCCAGUGCUACUAGUGUGAAGACUGCCAGACGGCGAAUCAAUAUGAUAGUGAUGUCAUCCCGUAUGAAACAGAAGCCUACACAUUUCAUAUCAAUACCCAUGAAUAAGGCAGAUAUUGUGAACAGAUUCAUACAAUUUAAGGAACUAGUCCUCCGCGAGUGCCCAAACCGCGGGAUAGAGGAAUCCGUCUUUAUCCAGCCUAACAAAGUUCAUUUGACGAUGGGAGUUAUGUGCUUGAUGGAUAGUGAAGAGAGGACUUUUGCUUCCAAACUUUUGACGGAAGCCAAGGAGAAAGUCAUUAUGCCCCUCCUACAAGGACACUUGCCUUUAAAAAUCAAAGUAAGAGGUUUAUCCUACAUGAACGAUGACCCUAAAGAUAUAAAUGUUCUGUAUGCGAAUGUUGAAGAAGAGUCUAGUUCUGGCGUCCUUCAACAGCUGGCUAAUGAAGUGAUGGCGUACUUCAGUCGAGAAGGUUUCAUGAAGAAAGAAGAGUGGGAUCCUGUUAAUGUCAAACUACACGUGACAUUGCUCAAUUCCAAGUACAGAAAUGAAUCUUCUCAAGAAGGUUCUUCAAGGAAAAGAGAAUCCUUCGAUGGGUCGCAGAUUCUUAGUAAAUUUGGUGAUUACGAAUUCGGUGUGAUGGAGUUGAGUGAGAUACAUUUAUCGCAACGACAUGCUCUUGGUCCUGAUGGGUAUUAUCAGCCCACUUUUGUUAUAUCUAUACCAUAUAAGAAGAUAUUCAAUAGGAAAUGCCGACUUUUGAAAAAUGUCCACCCUCGAACUUCUGAAGUACAGCAUGUCGAAAUGGACGGCGACCACGAGAACAGUGAUCUCGAUGAAGACACAGAAAUUACGCAACUUGAUGACUCUCGAUACAGCACAAGUUUUCAUGUUUCUAAGAAAUAUUUUGGAAUAAUAAUAGGAAAUGAACAACAGACGAAAGAUAAAAUUGAGCAAGACACCAAGACGGAACUGAAGAUUCCUGGAAAUGGCCAAGACGGAGAUAUCACUAUACUGGGACCAACUGCUGCAAACGUGAAAGCAGCAAGACGGCUAAUCAACAAGAUAGUUGUGUCGGCACGCAUGAAACAGAGUCCUACGCAUUUCAUAUCAAUACCUAUGAAUGUGCCGGAAAUCAUGGAUAAUUUUACUCGAUUUCAGGAAGCUGUCCUUCGCGACUGUCAAAACCGCGGGUUACACGAAUCUAUCUUUAUUAAGCCCAGUAAAAUACACCUUACUGUGGGAGUGACAUGUUUAACGGAUAGCCAGGAAAGGGCUUUUGCUUCCACCGUCCUUACAGAGGCUAAGGAGAAAGUUAUAAUUCCACUGCUUCAAGAUCAUUUGCCUUUAAAAAUCCGAAUUAAGGGCCUAUCCUACAUGGGCAACAAUUCUGGAAAUAUAAACGUCCUUUAUGCCAAAGUUGAAGAACACGAGUCAACACCCGGUAUCGUCCAGCAGUUGGCUGACAAAAUCGUGGAUUUUUACAGCAGGAAAGGUUUGAUGAAUAAAAAUGAAUUUGGCCGAGACAGUGUUAAAUUGCAUGUAACGCUCUUAAACACCAAGUAUAGGAAAUCAUCGCCAAACGGAGGACGCCGAAGAAGAAACAAGCGGAUUCCUUUCGACGGAGCAGACAUACUUGAUAAGUUCGGCGACUUCGAAUUCGGUGUGUUAGAAGUCACUGAAAUUCAUUUGUCUCAAAGAACUUCAUUUGGGCCCGAUGGGUAUUAUGAACCUACUUUUAAAAUAUCUAUUCCUUAACACAUUUUGACGUUUUGACCUAUCAUAUGAUAUGAUAUGUAUGUGUUGUGGAGAUGUUUUUUUGAUGAUGAGUUUUUAAUUAACUGGCAAUGGUGCAAUAUAUUUUUUAUUGAGUGUUUUAUGGGAAUGGGAUUACAUCACC